UAAUAAAAAUCCUGUUGCCAUUUACAAUUAUUAGAAAAAACACUUUAGUUUAAUAAAGACUUAUUAUUAUAGUUUUAUAAAUAGUGAUCAUGGAAAAUUGUGAAAACUCUUCGGACAUGAAAGUAACAUAUGACCCUGGUUGGAACGACCCGCCGAGUUUUGCCUACAACUCAAGUCAGCAAACGACGCCCAAUCGACCUAGGAAUUUCCUAAAUAAAAGAGUGGCUUUCCCUUUAUCUGGUAACAGUACCACUGCAAUAACUGCUCCUUCGUUUAAUUUACCCCCGAUGCCCACAACUUUGCUACCUCCUAUGCAGAAUAUUUCUUUAGAAGCAAAAUCUCAAGAAGAUAUUGAAAUAGAUAGUGCAAGUCUACUGAAAGAAGUCAACAAUAUUUUAGUUGGUCUACUUGAGUCCAGCCACGAAUUGGGAGCAAAAGCGGAGAGCAUUAAGAAGAAAAUAGGAAUAAUGGAAGAAAUGUGGUCAAGUGGGAAAUUAAAUAAACAAAUACAAAUCCAGAUGAAAGACCUAGCAUGUGCUUUAAGAGAUCACAAUCCUGGUAAAGCAGAUGACAUUCACAAAGCUCUUAUGGUGGAUCAUGUAAGCUGCAUUUCCACCUGGAUGCCAGGAGUCAAGCAACUCAUCUACCACUGUAUUGCACGAAGUGAACUAUUAGCAAUAGAUAAAGAGUAAUUAUAUUUACAAAAAUAUUCUGGCCCCAUUGAAACUAUGCUUUUUGGGCAUGAACUAUGAAGUUGUCAUGUUUAUGAUUUCUUGUUUACAUUACUUAUUUCAACUUGCACACAUAUACUGACACUGAGUAUAUAAUUUACAGACAAUAAUAUACUCAAAACGUCAGAAAAUAAUUUUUCUAUUUUUAACCAUUACAAGUUAGCUCUUGGCUGCAAUGUAACCUGGUUUUAAGUAUUGAUGCAAUCUUAGAUGGUAGCCAGCUAAACUGUUAGAAUUAUAGCAGAUUUAUCAAACCCUAGUAGUUUUCUAUGAGAAAUUGUACCAAAACAGUAAAUUGCUUGCCAACUGUCUUCGUGGUAACUAGACCUUUGGCGUACCACCAGUUUUUUUUUAAAAGUUUUAUAACAGUUUCAUUGUUUGAUAAAACCAUACCUUAACCAUACCAUAUAUGGAGUAUGGUCCAUCCCUUUAAAACCAUUGUUAGAAAUUGCCUGCCAUAAGUUUACAUAUAAUCUAGCUAGUGAAACAUAGAGAAACCGUGUUGUUUGUAACCGCAAGUAUUAAUAUAGGUGCUAGAUACAUGAAGCCUUGAAAAGUGGAAGUGUUAUUUUUGGAUUUAUCAAGCCUAGUCACAAAGGUGAUUUAGUGUUAAGUUAAAAGAGUGUUAUAUAAAAGUAUAAUUAAAUGUAAUAUGUAGAAUUUUAUUUUAAGUUGAUCACUAUCAGGAUAUUGGCUGGUCCAUUACUGGUUAUCAUCAUUAAUGUAUGAAAUAUGAUGAAUAAAAACCAUUGAGCUUUUAUGUAUUACAAACUAGAGCAGUUAUGUCAAACAAGAACUAUGGAUAUGGUAAUGGUCACAUGGGACACAAUAAUAAAAAUAGGCCUUGUAACUUAAUGUAAUGAUUCAAUGUACAACAAUUCUUGACACAUGAAGUAUCAGAGACUCUUUGACAUACUUCUUGUCAGUUUUAAAAGUUUAGAAUGCUGUCUCCAGUAUGUAAUACAUUCUUACUCAAACUAAAUAAAAAAAACCAUUUAUGUAUUGUUUU
Molecule: messenger RNA, 1740 nt
Organism: Pararge aegeria (speckled wood butterfly)
Lineage: Eukaryota; Metazoa; Arthropoda; Insecta; Lepidoptera; Nymphalidae
Product: steroid receptor RNA activator 1-like
Exons: 3
Coding region: 90-692 (200 amino acids)
Biological process (GO): regulation of transcription by RNA polymerase II
Cellular component (GO): nucleus
Source: RefSeq, a predicted model, not a curated record